UUUUGAAUCCAGCCUUAGUGAACUCAAACUGGCCUCAUAAAUUAUAUUUGUGACGUUACUUUCCUCUUCUUUUCACGCCUCCAGCAAGGGUUUUCGAUCUCAUCAGCGACAUCUCAUCAGGAAAAUAACUUUCAUUCCCGGCAUCUCUCUCUUCGGCAUCUCAUCAGUCUGCUUUUUGUUUGUGAGCUGUGCCCGCCAUUGUGGAUGCGUUUGCUUAUGCAGCCUCAGAAGCUUGUUUGACGGCCUAAGCACAAUCUCAUUCCCGUUCCUACAGUAGCAUUUCCAACAAGGGUGAAGACUCCUUAAGUAUUUCCAGAGGUAUGAUGGUCUCUUAUUAGUUUUUUUUUCCUCCCUUUUCCUUUGAAAAAUUGUCUAGAAUUACUGGUGUAGAUUCUUGAAGUUGGAUUUGAAUGAAUUUUUGUGGGUUGCUUUUGUUUUAGUUUGUUCUUACCUGAUUAGGGUUAAAUCUGAUUUGAUUGAUGCUAAUGAAUUAAUUUGGCUGCUGAGUUUUGGGGGUUUUAUGAUUCUUGGAAUCAGAAUCCCGGUAGGGUAGGGUAGGGUAGGGUAGUGUUUUUCUUACAGUCUGGUGAGACCAUUUGUAAAUAGUUGACAAAAUCUGAUUAGGGAGGAAAACAGUUUGCUUGUGUUCAUCCCAGAGAGCAAAGAAUCUCCCAGCGUUGCAGUUAACAAGCUAUCAUGAUAUUCUUGUUUUUCGUGAAUCAUAACAGAUCCUAUAAUGUCUGACUAUAUUCGUCCUACUUAAAAUUCUAUAUUUGAAGAAUGAGUUCAGUUCUAUUGAAAUGUGUCAUCACAAGUAGAACCAGCUCAAGCCAAUAGGGCUAAGCCUGUGCCCCAAGCUCCAACAUAAGCACAUAAUUGAUUUCGUUUGCUGUCUUUCCUGUAAACUGAAGUGGACCUGUAUAGAUGUUUAAUCAGAAAGAAAAGCCACAGAUCACUUCGGGACAUAGUAUUUGCAUGUUCAUGCAGAUUUCGUGCAACAUUUGUACAGACAGUUGCACUCUCCUAUUUUAAUGUCAGAUUUCAGCAGCAAGAUUGUUUUACCAAUCCUGUCCACUUUUUAACGUGAUUCAUUGGAAGGGGUUUUCUGGGAAAAAGUAAUGAAGUAGCUAACAGAAGUUUUAGGAGACUACACAAUCAUAUUGUUUCUUUUCCUCUGUCUCGGGUGCUGAAACAGCUGAACUAUGAACACAAGCAAACUUUCUUUUCCUAUGUCCUUUAUAUACUCUUAUACUUCUUGGGCCCGCCCACAUUGAAGGAGAACAUUAACUGCUAUUGGUAUAACCUGCAUCACUCUGCAUUUGAGACCCCUGCAUCACUCUGGCUUUUUCUGGUACACUACUAAUAGUCUACUGCUACGUGAAUUAAAUGUUUAUUACCCAAACAAGUAAUCUUAUUGGCGUCAUGGUUUUGGGCGGCAGUUGGAUUUCUGUUGUGAAUUUCUGUUCAAGUAAUCGUACUCCUUCUUACACAUUCGCUAAGGUAUUCCAUUGGUAUUAUCAGACUAUUUACUAGUUUGAAUCUUACUGUUACUGCUCUUGAUAUUGUGGCUGCGAUUCCUCAUCAAGUGUUUAAAACAUAUUUUGAUACUUUUAUUGAGUUUCCAAAUUUGAGUAGCGAUGGGUAAGAAGAAGAAUUCAUCCACAGCAGCAGCAGCGGCAAUAUCUUCACAGCCACACUUGCAGCAGGCUCCUUCAGGAACAAUGAGAGAAGAAUCUAGCGGAAAGAAACAGAGCAGCGUAAAUCCCAAGUCCAUGUUGAAAUUGGACCACCUUAAAAACCUCGCUAUCUGGGCUACUGCCGAAGCUUCCGUAUCUUCACUAGGUGCUUUUUUCGGCUACCGCUUGGCUGCCACUGCUGAAGCCUUGGGUGUUCCUCCUGACCCUUCAUUGUUCUCCUGCCAGAGGUGUGAAUCUAUUCUUCAACCUGGCUAUAAUUGUACGGUUCGGAUUGAGAAGAUAAAACCAAAUCCAAAGCGAAGGCGCAAGAAACGUAGUCUUUCGAUUGAAAAUAGUGUGGUUUACAGCUGCCACUUUUGUUCACAUAGAAACUUGAAGAGAGGAACCCCGAAAGGCUGCAUGAAAGAGUUGUGUCCAUCGAAGCCCAAAGUCUCUUCAAAAUCAGAUCCUACUAAAUCAAGUCAUCCAAAGUUUGCCAAAGCAAAGGUCAUUACAGCAAGCAAAAAUGAUCCCAUGUCCAAGGUGGAUGGAAUUGCUUCACAAGAAAUAAUUAACAAGGAUCCUGUGAAUGACAGUUCUACAACUCCCUCGGCUAAAGUUGGGACUUUGUUGGAUACAAGAAAGAGGAAAAGGACUAGAUCAGGAUCCAAGAAAAUUGUUGAAUCAGAAAGCAGUUCUGUUCCUGUUGAUGCAAAGAAAGCUUCCAUACCAUCAAGCAAGCGGAAGAGAAAAUCUUGGACUAGUUUAAAGGAAAUUGCUGAGCGUAGUGACCAGGAUGGUAGCCGUAACUUCACUAACUUAGCAAUCCCAUUUCGUAUAUAAUAAAAAUGUAAAUUGGUAUGGAGAUGAGAGUAGUAAAAGACAUCCAAUGUCUGGACCCGUAUGGCUGUAUGCAUAGCUCAAGUCUUCAAUGUGACCGAUAGAAAGCAUCUGAAUUAAAAAUUCAUGGUUGGAAACAUGCACUAUUGUCCUUUUUGUCAUUUCAUUAUAAAUUCUCUUUAUCUUUUUCUCAUAUUAAGAUACAUGCCAUGAGCACAAAGCUUGACAAAAAUGGAUUUAGUUACUUCAUCCUACUUGCAAAGGACCUAAGUGAUAUACUCUAAUGAUCUCUCCGAUAACUAAGAAGAUGUACCAGGCAAGUUACAAAUUCGAUGAAAGAAACACCCUUCCACCUUUCUCUCAAUUCUAAUUCUCCAAUAGUGGACCUGAGAACAACCAUUUUCACAAAUAACAAAAACUUUUCAUGUUAACAUAGAAUUAUAGUGAAUUUUAUGGUAAAUUUAGGAGAAAUUUGGAGAAAAUAAGACUCUUUUUCGAUUUUUCAUAUGGAACAAUCUUUUCUUGGCUUAGAUCUCUGAGGUGAUAUAUGGUUGCAACUCGCAAAUCUGGAGUGAAUAU
Molecule: messenger RNA, 3095 nt
Organism: Coffea eugenioides
Lineage: Eukaryota; Viridiplantae; Streptophyta; Magnoliopsida; Gentianales; Rubiaceae
Exons: 4
Coding region: 1638-2519 (293 amino acids)
Biological process (GO): RNA processing
Source: RefSeq, a predicted model, not a curated record